UCAUUGUGAUCACUUUUUAUCUGUAAUGUUGAGUAUAAUGCAUUAAUAAAGAUGACGCACAAUGUUCCUAAGACACUGCCUUCGCUUGGUACUACCAUCACACAACCGUCCCCAGCAGCAGUAUCCGCUGAACAAUACAGCAAUCUCAAUGACGAACCAUUCAAGACAAAGCUUAAACGAUUCAUAUACAACAAGCAAACAGGACAAAUUCUUGGAAGAACCUGCAAGAGCUGGGUCUGCAUCAUCGCAUAUUCCAUCAUGUACCUGCUAUUUCUCAUGACCUUUACACUCGUAAUCCUCUAUAGUUCUUUAGAAAUACUUAAAAUUUUAAUUGACUUCAAAAAUAUUGACAAAGUUUCAGCACUUGAUUCGGCAUUCUCAUACCCAAUUGGGCUCACAGCAGCUCCAUUAUCCGAACACAAUUCACCAUUGAUUUGGUACAAAAAUGGAGAAAAGGAUGACUACAAGAAGUAUGUUGACGCACUUGACAAGCUUCUCUCAAAAAACAGGAAAAAGAGAGAAAUAGGUAAUUUAGGACCAUGUGGAGAAUCUCCUUACGGGUAUGGAGAAGAGCCAUGUGUUAUAAUAAGAGUAAAUAAGCGUUUGAACUGGGCAGCUCACCCUCUGCAAUUCAACUCUACGAUUGCUAAAAGUGCCCCGGCAGACGUCCAAACUUGGAUGAAGGCAGAUAGGACGAAGUUGUGGUUGCGAUGUGAAGGCUACCACUCUUAUGACAAGGAACAUAUUGGGAAGAUAAAGUACUACCCGGAUCCCCCUGGCAUUGAUGCAAACGUUUUUCCUCUACGCAAAGAUGAAAAAUCCCCUUUGGUUGCUAUCCAAAUAUCCAAGUUCACGAUUGGUAUCUCGUUGGCAAUACAAUGUGCGUUGUGGUACGACGCUGGUCCUUCCACGAUUGGAUUUGUUCUUUACGUCGCUCCAGGAGAAAGGAUAUUAUAUAGUGUAAAAGGAUAA
Molecule: messenger RNA, 972 nt
Organism: Spodoptera litura
Lineage: Eukaryota; Metazoa; Arthropoda; Insecta; Lepidoptera; Noctuidae
Product: sodium/potassium-transporting ATPase subunit beta-2
Biological process (GO): potassium ion import across plasma membrane; intracellular potassium ion homeostasis; intracellular sodium ion homeostasis
Cellular component (GO): sodium:potassium-exchanging ATPase complex
Molecular function (GO): ATPase activator activity
Source: RefSeq, a predicted model, not a curated record